UGUGAAAUUAAAUUAGUAGAUCUAAACAAAAAUAAACUUGUGGCUCUCCAUAUUUUGAUAAUAAAUGUGCUAAGUGUAAUCAACUUAUCUUCAACUGUACAAGUUUGUACAUCUUAAACGGCCAAUAUAAGUUAAGGCCUUCUUAAAUAUGUGAACUUUUGACCUUCCCAAUAUUACUAGAACUUUAAUAGAAUCAACCCGAAAAAAUACAAACCUACUCGAGUCAGAUUGUCAUUAAAGAUGGGGGACCGUGACUUCCCGACCGUACCUGUUACAACAUUAUCCGGCUUAACCAGCACGUCUGAUUUGCUGAGCGAGUUGCCUGUGUCGGAUUCGCUUCAUAGUGCAGCAUCUUUAAAUAAGUCUCUACUGUUCCAUGCGUUAGUGGCCAAUGAAUCGAACCAUUUACUUUCUGUCCGUGAUGAAAAUCUAGUGCGUCAAUUAGUAAAUGCAAUUGAAAGAACGAACUCUGACCAUAUAGAGCUAAAAUCAAUAUAUACUAUUGAAGAACCAGGAGCUACCAUUAGUACUUAUCCUGAGCUACUCCAGGGAAUUUAUAAUUUUCGUCCAGGGGUUUUUAACACUUCAUUUAAGAUAAUCUGCCCCGACCAACAUACUCCAAAGGUUCGAUUCGAUGAAAAUAAAAUUAAGCUUGAUUCCUACUUAAUACCGAAAGUUUGUACAUCAACUAACUUAUCAACUUUAAGAGAAGAUCUAUUGCAGAAUCAACACUCGCCGUCACGCAGUGAUCAGUUUACCAGUAUGGCUUCUGAAGAAAUGUCAGAAGAAUUUUUACAAGGAAAUAUUAAGGAUACGCCAAUCGAAAAAAGCAAAAAUAACAAAGACAUCACUAAGAACUUUGAUCAAAAUAUGAUUACAAUAUCAGAAACAAAUACGUUAAGAAAUAAUUCAAUAAUUGAAAAACAGUACGUCAGAAGCCAAAAAGAAUUCAGUUACGGUUCGAAACACGUUUUAAACCAAACACCAACUGACGUUCACCAAUCCAUUCAAAAUAUUUCAGAAUCAGUAAAUAUAACUGCAGCAGACCAAUUACAGAAACCUUCAAAACAUUAUAUUACAAAAAAAUCACCAAAGCAAAAAAAUACCGUUUCUUAUUCAUACACGCAACAAUUGCAAGAAGGUAUAGACUCCUUUACAAUCAAUAAAUGUACCCUUGAACAUCAACAAAACCAUAUUGCAUCAACAACUUCAUCGACAUCUACUUCAUCAAGUGGCAAGUCUCAGGUUCGGGUAUGUAUAAAUCGUCUUUAUGUUGAGGAUAGUCGUCUUAUGCAACAAAGUAUUAAAAAGUUUGUACAAAAGUCACCAGAACUGGCUAGAACUAUGGGGUUACUUCAAGAAUCGCCUCAAAUACAACAUGAAAACUUUAUUGCGCUGCCUAUGUGUACUGAAUCUGUAACAGUGAGUGAAGCUGGUAGUAAUAAUACAGUGAACAUACCAAUCGACACGUUUUCAACUAUAAAAGCCGAUGAGAAACGAAUUUCAGCGAAACGCAAAUUGGCGAUAUCAAUUGGUGACAUUCCACCCGAUCAAAUAUUUUCUCAACCUAAAAUGCGUCGGGUCGAAAGAAUGUUUCCCUUAUCGAAUACAAAAUGUUUAAAGGAUGAAGUAACUCGUUCGCAAACAUAUCAACAAUUUUUGCGCAAUAUGGAUCAAAUAAUUGAAAUAUUAGACGAUAGUGAAUCUCCUAAUUUUGAAUCAGAAGAUGUCGACGAAAACAUUGAGUGUAUUUCACCAAAAUUGCUGAACACAAUGAGCAUUGAUGUUGCCAAGUUAAAAGCUAAGCACGCUUUAGACUCCAUACCGAAAAACAAAUUGACCCUGCUUAUUAAUUACGCAAUGCGCAACGUUUACUUAGCCAGGAAUUAUUUUGCUGGACCGGAGGACGAAGAGGAAAUUGUAGACGAUGAAGUGAUUGAAAAAUUACUUAACGCAAUUGAUGCUUGCUUGUUGAUAUGUAACAUUUAUUCUACAGUAAGCGAUCUUAAGUUUUUACAAGAGGAUAAUAUAUCACACAUUAUAAAGUUUACACAAUUUCAACUACGUGAAACCAUAUUUCCUCUUCAUGAUCCGGUUUACACUGUAAAAAGUAUGAAGAAAACAAUUAAUCGUAAAAAAAUAAAGUCACAUCAAAAUCACAGUAGAAGUCUGCAGCUAUUCUACUCAAAAACUGUUGAGCUAUUAAAGGUUUUUGUAACUCUUUUUGAUAAAUGUGUCUUUGUUGAUACAAUAGUUCUACCAUUGUCGACGUUGGCUAUUGAACCGUUCUUUGUUGACAACAUAGAGACGCUGCAAUUUGUAUGUUUGGAACUCGUAACCACAAUUUUUCGCAAGGAAAGGUACGAUAAAAUCAGGAACAGCAUUCUGGGAGACAUUUUGACAUCGAUCGACCGCUUACCUUCAUCAAAAAAAAACCUACGUCCAUAUAAACUAACAAAUAAUGGAGGAACUAUUCAAAUGGUUACAGCACUUGUUCUACAACUAAUUCAAUGCGCAACUGUUUUGCCAGAUUCACUUUGUGAUACCGGAAAACUAGGUACUAAGACCCAAUUGAAUGUUGCAGAUGACGAAAACCUCCCAAGCGGAGCUACAAAAACUGUUCAGCCAGAUCAGGAUAUAAUUGUUUUACAAAAGUAUGAUGUCGCUGUCAGUAUAGGUGGAAACUUUUUAACAACGUUUUUAAAUAAAUGCAAAUCACGGUCUAAUGAAAUUGAUUUCCGACCACUUUUUGAAAAUUUUAUUCAUGAUUUACUGGCUACCGUUAACAGACCCGAAUGGCCUGCAUCUGAAUUGUUACUUUCGCUGUUGGGAACUAUGCUGGUUCGCUAUGUGUCUGACAAGGGCAUAGAACAGAGCAUUCGCUUAGUUUCAUUGGAUUACCUGGGCAUUGUAGCUGCUCGAUUGCGUAAGGAUACUGUUGAAUCUCGGUGUAAGGUUAACAUAAUUGAUUCAAUGAUAAAAUCAAUAAAAGUAGAACAAGAAAAGGAGGGUGAUUUAACUGAAAAUAAUGCUCAAUUUGAACUACAACCCGAGGAGCAGCGAAUCGAGUUUCUACAAAAAAUACUUCUGGAUUUCCUAGCUGUAAAUGCUCAAGAAGAAAAUUUAAUCUGGGACUAUGCUCGGCACUUUUAUUUGGUACAGUGGUAUCGAGAUGUAAUUUAUCAAAGACGUCGGAUAAGGGAUGAUGGAAAAGGAUUGGCUUUGAGAAAGUCUAAAUGUCGGACUAAACAUAAGACUGGUGGUGAAUAUUUGGAUACAUCCGAUUCUGGAUCGUGCGAAGAAAUAGACAUCGAAGAAUCGCAAAAAAAUGGAAAUCCGUCUAUUGUCGAUAUUGAUUUUGAGCUUAAUCUUGAAAUAUUUAACACAUUGGAGGCAAGAAAGCUAUAUUUAAUCAAUAAAAUUAAGCCAUUUGCAGUUUCUGGAGAGCAAACCCACACAUCAAAUCAGCAUAUAAAAACAUACAUAGAUUAUAACAAUGCACAACUAAUAGCGCAGUAUCUGGCCACUAAACGGCCUUUCAGUCAAUCAUUCGAUGGAUGCUUAAAAAAAAUUAUUUUAGUAGUUAAUGAACCGUCCAUUGCAGUAAGAACACGUGCAAUGAAAUGUCUUGCAAAUAUUGUGGAAGUGGAUCCAUUGGUACUGAAACGAAAAGACAUGCAAAUGGGUGUUAAUCAAAAAUUCCUAGAUACAGCUAUUUCAGUACGAGAAGCUGCGGUAGAUUUGGUUGGAAAAUUUGUGCUUAGUAAUCAAGAAUUAAUCGAUCAAUAUUAUGACAUGCUGUCGACUCGAAUAUUGGAUACUGGGGUAUCCGUGCGGAAAAGAGUCAUAAAAAUUUUAAGAGAUAUCUGUAUAGAAUAUCCAGAUUUUGCGAAAAUUCCCGAAAUUUGCGUUAAAAUGAUACGACGUGUCAAUGACGAAGAAGGCAUUCAAAAACUUGUUACUGAAGUUUUUAUGAAAAUGUGGUUUACACCAUGUAUAAAAAAUGACAAACUUGGCAUACAGCGGAAAAUCAAUCAAAUAAUUGACGUGGUAAAUUCUGCUCAUGAUACUGGAACCACUUGGCUGGAGGGUCUUCUUAUGAGUAUCUUCAAACCAAAGGACACUAUGUUAAAGUCUGAUGGAUGUGUACAAGAACCAAUAAGGAAAAAUACGGAGCCCCCACAGGAAAUCGUGGUAGCUUGUCAACAAUUAGCUGACGGUCUAAUUGACAGACUGAUUGAAUUAGAGGGCACUGAUAAUGCGCGAAUGUUGGGUUGUAUUACCACACUGCAUUUGCUAGCUAAAGUGCGGCCGCAACUGCUAAUUAGACAUGCUAUGACAAUAGAGCCCUAUCUUAAUAUAAAAUGUCAUUCUGCCACAGCUGCUAAAUUCAUAUGUGCUGUUGCGGAUAUUCUCGAAAAAGUAGUCCCUCUGGUUAACAAUGCCAGUGAAUCUUUUUUGGCAACGUUGGAAGAGCACUUAAUGUUACUAGUUGUUUCACGAAACCAAGCCGAAGUAACUAGUUGUGUUUCUUGUUUAGGCGCACUAGUCAAUAGGAUUACUCACAACUUCAAACUGAUUCGUGACUGUUUUCAAAAGUUUUAUCGAGUGCUUGAUGUUUCUCGAAAUCAAGUUAUACAAAGAAACUGCAGUGUAGAUCAUAUUUACACCCCCAGCUUUCGGAGAAGUUUGUUUACGAUCGGAAUAUUAAUGCGCUACUUUGAUUUUAAGUCUCCCAUUGCCUUAGGUGAGACAAAUGGUGGACUUCCAAUUUCGAUAUGUGAUGAUGUAUUCGAUUGUUUGAUGUUCUUCUGUAGUUGUGGAAAUCAAGACAUUCGAAAGCAAGCACUUAUUUCGCUUGGAUCUUUCUGCGUUUUAAACGAUGACUAUCUUACCAGAUCCGAGCUUAAAAAUUUGUAUUGUGAUAUUUUAAGCUCAAUCGCAAACGACGCCGGGUUUAAAAUAAUCUGCAUGCGUAAUAUUUGGAUUUAUUUAACGGAAUCUGAAAUGUUUAUGCACAAUAAGGAAAAAGAAUGGGAAAAACAAUCAAAGCACGAGGAUCUUAAGGAAAUGAACGACGUUUCCUCUGGCAUGGCAAGUCGAAUAAUUCAACUUUAUCUGGAAGAAAUUCUUGAAUGCUUUUUAAAUCGGGAUGAAACAGUUCGAUUGUGGGCUGUUAAAGUAAUACAGAUUGUUCUUCGUCAAGGAUUAGUUCAUCCAGUUAGAAUGGUUCCGUAUUUAAUAUGCUUAAGUACUGAUCCUAAGGUCGAGUCCGCCCAUAGAGCUGAUGCUUUAUUAAAAGAUAUCGAUAAAACAUAUUCUGGAUUUGUAAAUAUGAAAGUGCAGUUUGGGUUACAACUUUGCUUUAAGCUACAAAAAGUUUUACAAAUAAACAACAGAGGAAAAAUGGAAAUUAUAAGAGGUUAUGGGAAUCGAGGACCAGAUAAUAUGAUAACCGCUUUAAACGACUUUCUUUAUUCCCUGCUUCGUACAACUAAGCCACAAAGGCGUGCCUUAGUGCAAACAGUAACAAAACAGUUUGAUGAUCAGAAAACAUCAUUACAACAAAUGUUGUAUAUAGCCGAUAAUUUGGCUUACUUCCCAUAUGUAGUUCAAGAUGAGCCAUUAUAUCUGAUACAUCAAAUAGAUCUACUAAUCUCAAUGGCUGGAACACAUUUACUCGCUACGUUUAAAGAACAUUUGAAACCAAUUGAGAAAGAAAGAGAUGUAUUAGAAGAUGAUGAUGACGUAGAAGAUCCACAGGUUCUGUUCAAUCGAUUGCCCGAAGACAUGACAGAAAUAAAAAAAUGUAUAACAUCAGCACAAGCGUGUAUGCUGCUUCUAAUAUUAAAAGAUCAUUUAAAGGACAUGUACGGUAUAACUGAUAGUAAAAUUUCAAGGUAUUCACCAUCCGAACCAAAAUUAUAUGAAAAAGCUGUUACACGUAGAAGCGUUACUGACUUUAAUCCGAAAACAACUAUUGAUGUUAUCAAAAAACAGAUGUCGCAACAGAAGUUGAGCACAGACAUCCAUUUUCCGUUUACGAACGAAGAGAAACUGGACCUAGUUGCUAAGUACCUUGAUUUUAAGCAACUUAUGUUAAAACUUGAUCCAGAAGAUGCGGACUCAGAUCCUGAUGAAUUCCGCGACAAAUCAACUUUAAAUAAUUCGACUGAUGGUAUAGUAUAUACUAAUUCCAUGAAAAAUUCCUACACCGCCAGUGAUGGAUGCUCUUUUACCUCUUCUGUGACUAUUGACAAUAUGCAAACUUCAAUAUUACCUGCAACUUCUGGAAACGAUGCGCGUGAUGUAUCAAUAGCUCAUAUCGUUAAAUCUACCGUUUCACCUUCAAAGUCAAGUGGCCGCAAAUACAGUCAAGUUCGAAGUAAAAAAAAAAGAAAAAAAAAUGAGUCAUCAGAUGAUGAAAACAGUGAUGCAGAUUAUGCGUAAGCAGGAUAAAAUUAUCUUUGUCAUUUAAGAAUAUUUUGUAUAACUAAAAAAAUUUAUUUUGGAACACAUGUUACAGUUAAAACUUAAUUUUUUUUUAAGAAACCUCAAUUCAAUUAAAAAUAUUAAUAAAUACAAUACAUAUAAACAAACACAUUAUCUAAAAGCAAAUAUAUGUAAUAUAGUAAUUACAGUAUAGUGUAAACUAUAAUUUAAACUAGUUUAGUCUUUUAUUUCUGAUUAUACUGGAGCAGUCCUGCUCUGAAGUAUAAAUUUGUAUUUUUUUUAUUUUGUGCUACAAAAAAAUAAAUAACCAAAAUAAGGUCA
Messenger RNA from Drosophila elegans, 6774 nucleotides. It is a transcript of the gene Nipped-B, whose product is annotated as nipped-B protein. Bases 241 to 6450 code for a protein of 2069 amino acids. Lineage: Eukaryota; Metazoa; Arthropoda; Insecta; Diptera; Drosophilidae. Gene Ontology annotation, cellular component: Scc2-Scc4 cohesin loading complex. Gene Ontology annotation, biological process: establishment of mitotic sister chromatid cohesion; regulation of gene expression; establishment of protein localization to chromatin. The record is from RefSeq and is a predicted model, not a curated record. Gene Ontology annotation, molecular function: chromatin binding. The transcript is spliced from 23 exons.